Molecule: messenger RNA, 1715 nt
Organism: Ochotona princeps (American pika)
Lineage: Eukaryota; Metazoa; Chordata; Mammalia; Lagomorpha; Ochotonidae
Gene: TAF1A
Product: TATA-box binding protein associated factor, RNA polymerase I subunit A
Exons: 11
Coding region: 75-1427 (450 amino acids)
Biological process (GO): transcription by RNA polymerase I
Cellular component (GO): RNA polymerase I transcription regulator complex
Source: RefSeq, a predicted model, not a curated record
CAGGCCGGUAAGUACCGGGGAGGUCUUUCCUGGCUUCUGCGUUGGAAGUGGCGAGGGCCCAGUUUGGAAUAGGUAUGAGCGAUUUCAGUGAAGAAUUCACAAGGCCAGCAUCGGAGGAUGAGCAGGGGGAAGCGGCCGUGCUUGCCGGUACUGGAAUGCAUUAUCCUUGGCUUCAAAAGCUGGUAGAAACUGUGGUGAUCGGAGGGAAGAGGAAGAAGGAUUUUGCCGUGACAACAAGUACUUGCCUGGGUUUUAUCCAAGCGGCUCUGCUGAAGCACCAGUGGCAGGAAGCUGCAGAAUACAUGCACAGUUAUUUUCAGACCUUGGAAGAUUCAGAUACCUACAAAAAGCAGGCUGCACCAGAGAUUAUUUGGAAGCUUGGAAGUGAAAUUCUGUUUUAUCAUCCCAAAAGCAAUGUGGAGACUUUCAAUACCUUUGCCGACCGGAUGAAAAAUAUUGGUGUUUUGAAUUAUUUAAAGAUCUCCUUACAACAUGCAUUGUAUCUUGUACAUCAUGGAAUGCUGGAGGAUGCAAACAGAAACCUCACUCAGGCAGAGACAUGGAGAUAUGGUGAAAAGUCGUCUUCCCAGGAAACAUUAAUCAACCUUGUUCAGGCCUACAAAGGGCUUUUGGAUUAUUAUGCUUGGUCAGAAAAGAAGAUGGAAUUAUCAAAGCUUGAUAAAAAUGAUUACUCUUAUGGCGCUGCAACCCGGAAUGUGCUCAGCCUCAGUUGCAAGACAUCUGCAAGUCUGUGUGCAUUGCUUAAAACUCCUGGAGUUUGGGACCCAUUUGUCAAGAGUUAUGUAGAGAUGCUGGAAUUUCGUGGUGAUCACGAAGAAGCCCGAAAGGUCCUCACUAAUUAUGCAUAUGAUGACAAGUUUCCCUCAAAUCCAAAUGCCCAUAUCUAUUUGUACAACUUCCUGAAGAGGGAGAAGGCACCAAGAGCGAAACUGCUAAGUGUGCUAAAGAUUUUGUAUCAAAUUGUACCAUCUCAUAAGCUGAUGUUAGAAUUCCAUACAUUACUUAGAAAAUCAGAAAACGAAGAACACCAUAAACUGGGGUUGGAAGUUUUGUUUGGAGUCUUAGAUUUUGCUGGGUGCACAAAGAAUGUAACUGCUUGGAAAUAUUUGGCAAAAUAUCUGAAGCAGAUUUUAAUGCAGAAUCACCGUGCAUGGGUUCAAGAAGAGUGGAACUCCAGGAAGAACUGGUGGCCAGUUUUUCACUUUAGCUACUUUUGGGCAAAAAGUGAUUGGAAAGAAGAUACAGCUUUGGCCUGUGAGAAAGCUUUCGUAGCUGGAAUGCUGUUAGGAAAAGGUUGUAGAUAUUUUCGAUACAUCUCAAAACAAGAUCAUCAGAUGUUAAGGAAAAAAAUUAAGCGCAUGAAGAAAUCAGUGAAAAAAUACAGUAUUGUAAAACCAGGACACUGAUAAUAACAUUUAGUUAUUUUACAGUAGCUACCAAGUAGUAUUUCAUUGGUUAAUGUUUAUAUUUAUUUGUUGUCUUAACAACUACACAAAUUUAUUUUUGUAUAUUUUUUGUAUUUUGUUUUCAAUUAUUGCUAAAGAAAGAGUUUCACUGUCUGCUCCUUGAAAGUAUGUAUUUUCUUGUUUGUAACACUAACAUUUAUUAAGAAAUAGUUUUUAAAGUGAAAAACAUUUGUUUAAUUAGUACAAUACUACAGCAGUUACCAUGUGCAGAUCUUUCUCUGAAACUGU